UGGCUGGGUGGCAGCUCUCAGAUGAGUUGUGGUAGCACUUCUGUCCCAGAGAGGUUUCCCCAGCAGGCUAGUACAUGUCACAGCAGUGGGCUCCUAUCUGUGGAUGCUGAGUGGUAGCAGCUCAGCACUCCUGCCCUGUGAUCCGAGAGCUUCCCAUACACAGAAGGCUUCUGGAGAGCAGGUUUGUGGUUCACAGAGCAGAAGGAUGUGCUGGGGACAGAGCCCAUGCUUUGCCAGGCCUACUGCCUCCUUGCCGUGGGGCUGAGCAUCUGAAGCACCGUUCUGCUGGCUGCUCUAAUGAGCCCUGUUUCCUGAGUUUUAGGUUCUGUCUUCAUUUUGCUGACUCAAACUGCAGAUUCCAAGGAGAGGAAAGAAGAAUAAAAUACUAACGUGCCAAAGGAAAAUGUCAGACUAGCCAAUGGCAGUUACCAUUACUGACCUGUAGACUUCUUUCACAGUGGAAAAUGAAAUGCUGUAGAUUCCAAGCUUAUGAAAUGUCUUAUGCAGACUUUCCUCACUGAAUUUCAAGUAGGCUAAAAACUAACCGCUUCUGUUAGGAAAUGGAAGUAUGAUUGCUGGCUGCCGUCUUCCUUCUUGUUCCCUUUUAGCAGUUUUUGUCUGGGAUAAGAAAUCCUAACCUAGUUGUAUGGGUUCAGCCAAAUGUACCAUUGAUGGUCACGGAUGAUGUGGGAACCUCUGAUUUAUGCUCUGCUAUGACACCUGAUUAGGGAAAAAAUGGAAAAUGGGUCAUGUGCUACAUCAUCAGACCUUGUAGUAGCACUUAAGGUCAUAAUUUCUUCCAGUUCCUAAGAAUUGAACUCUGGGGUGAUGUUCCCCAGAAGGCAUGAGCAGUUAAGUUGUCUUUUUUGUUUGGGGACGGAGAUAAGAUGAGAAUGCCCAGAAGAGGCUUAGUAAUUCAAGCCAGGACUCGUUGGCUGUUACUGGGCAUUGCUUUUCUAUUCAGUUUAGUCUUGCUCAUGUAUUUGCUUGAGUGUGCCCCACAGACAGAUAGUAAUGGGUCUUUACCUGGCGUUAUGGGUGAAAACAUGGGUAAAGAGUACUAUCAGGCUCUCUUGCAGGAACAAGAAGAGCAUUAUCAAAACAGAGCUACUAGUCUGAAACGUCAGAUUGCCCAGUUAAAGCAAGAGCUUCAGGAAAUGAGCGAUAAAUUGAAAACUCUGCAGGAUAAAAAGAACCCCAAGGUCAAUGGUGUGAACUACCAGGGCACCAAAGAACAAGCAUCGAAUGAUCUCCUAGAGUUCCUUCAUUCCCAGAUCGACAAAGCUGAAGUGAGUGUGGGGGCGAAGCUGCCUAGUGAAUACGGCGUUGUUCCUUUUGAAAGCUUUACGUCCAUGAAAGUGUUCCAGCUGGAGAUGGGGCUCACUCGGCAUCCGGAAGAGAAACCUGUUAGGAAGGAUAAACGAGAUGAAUUGGUGGAAGUUAUUGAGGCUGGCCUGGAAGUUAUCAAUAAUCCAGAUGAAGAAGAUGAUGAUGAUGGAGUAGGAGAGAGGCAGCUGUAUAGCGAAAAUGAUUUUGUGGAAGGUUACUAUCGUACGGAAAGAGAUAAAGGGACACAAUAUGAGCUGUUCUAUAAGAAGAUGGAUGGCAUGGAAUACAGACAUGUCACGUUGUUCCGACCAUUUGGACCCCUCAUGAAAGUGAAGAGUGAGACUGUCGAUAUUUCUAGAUCAGUCAUUAACAUUAUUGUCCCUCUUGCUGGAAGAACUGAAGCAUUUGCACAGUUCAUGCAAAACUUCAGGGAUGUGUGCAUUCAUCAAGAUAAGCGCAUCCACCUCACAGUGGUGUAUUUUGGACAAGAUGGUCUAUCAGAAGUAAAAACCAUUCUAGAGUCUGUAUCUAGAGAAACUAACUUCCACAAUUAUACGCUCGUCUCUUUGAAUGAGGAAUUUAACCGUGGCCGGGGACUGGACAUGGGUGCCAGAGCCUGGGAAAAGGGCGAGGUCCUGAUGUUCUUCUGUGAUGUUGAUGUUUACUUCACAGCCGAGUUCCUCAACAGUUGUCGCUUAAAUGCGGAGCCUGGAAAAAAGGUUUUUUAUCCUGUGGUAUUCAGCCUCUAUAAUCCUGCUAUUGUCUAUGCUAACCAAGAUAUACCACCCCCUGUGGAACAACAGUUGGUACACAAGAAGGAUUCUGGUUUCUGGCGAGACUUUGGCUUUGGGAUGACUUGUCAGUACCGGACAGACUUCCUAACUGUUGGGGGUUUUGACUUGGAAGUGAAAGGUUGGGGCGGUGAGGAUGUUCACCUUUACAGAAAGUACUUGCAUGGUGACCUUAUUGUGAUCAGAACACCGGUCCCUGGUCUCUUUCACCUCUGGCAUGAGAAACAUUGUGCAGAUGAACUCACUCCAGAGCAGUAUCGCAUGUGUAUCCAGUCCAAAGCCAUGAACGAAGCCUCUCACUCGCACCUUGGGAUGCUGGUCUUCAGGGAGGAGAUUGAGACUCACCUCCGUAAGCAGGCUUACAGGACUAACAGCGAAGCAGUGGGUUAGAUGGAGCCCUCUGACAGGGUGAAACCGAUGACUUGGAAUUUGCAAUGAACCAGCAUUGUUUUACAGCCUUAAUUCAGCUUAAAAAUGCAGUGCCUCUCUUUUUCAGUGAAGAAGAGUUUAGGGUUUUUUUUUUUUGGUUCUUGUAUUUGUUUUCUGAGCAAUUGUUUGACUGAUACUAUUUCCCACAUACCUUGCAAGUUCAAGCACCUCAAGUAAGAAAUUGGAAAGCGUACGUAGUUCUAAGAAAGCAUCUUCAGUAUCUACUGGAGAAAUCUCUGGAACGUACGACUCAACACUUCUCCACAUGGUACAUUUUUGUUCUUACACAUGUUAUUUUAAGAAUUAAAUUAAAUCUUGUGUUAUCUGAGUAUUUUCAGUCUGUAUGGCUCACUGCGCUGUGUCUCUGGAAGGAUAUUAAACUUGCACUCCAUUGUAGAAACGAGAGAUGUGAAAAGGAAUCUCAGUAAAAAAAAAGAUACACAGCGUAUGCUAAUUGGUAUGCUAGCUGUUCCAGUUGUUGAUUUGACAGCAAUACCAGUAUACUGCAUUUGCUGUAUUAACCAGCGUUCACAUUGUUGAACACAAAAUAAUCCACAUGAAAGGGCAUGGAAACGCAAGACUUUUAAAGUGGAAUUCUGGUGUUUAAUGGAAUUUCACACUGCUGAAGACACCACCACCUUAUCUUGAUGAUGGAUCAAAGAAGUUGGGAAUGCUCCAGUCAUGCGUUUCUGGCUCUAGUCUUUUCCCACAGUAGUUAAUACAUCAUAAAAUCCCUUCUGUUAACCAAGCUAUGCUAUGAAAUGUGUAUAUUAAAGAUUUUUUUUUUUGCUCCA
Meleagris gallopavo (turkey) is the source of this 3343-nucleotide messenger RNA. The record is from RefSeq and is a predicted model, not a curated record. Lineage: Eukaryota; Metazoa; Chordata; Aves; Galliformes; Phasianidae.